AUGUCCUAUUCCAUGCAGAGCUUUUUAAAAAGGAUUCUGACUGAUUCGGGAUAUUCUCGGAGUCGCAAAUGCAAUGCCAAGCUUUCAAACAGCAAAACAUCCUUCGACUCGGAUGACGAUAAUUUGGGAAUAACAUCUCAUUCAACGCUUUUCUCAGCCAAUUCUGAUAACUGCACUUUGUCUUCGUUUGAUCAGGCUGACCCUGAAAAUGCUUUGUGUUUAUCGGUCGAUGGUUUGCGUGAUCGAGCCGGUAGCGUCAGAUCGACAACUCAUUCAACGUCGAGUAACUUGAAGAACAGCCGCACUAUCAUCGAUAAUGAAAAUUACUCUGUUUCUGUUGAUCUCUUGGAUAAGGUGACAUACUUAGAUGUCAGAACAUCCUUACCAACUCCAAUCCGGGGAACUUUAGUUCUAAAGGUUAAAAAGGCCAUCCGAAUUCAUGAAAUUCAGCUUUUCCUCGAAGGUAACGUCUUGAUCCAUUACUUUUAUAAGUCGCGGGCAUUGGUUCAAAGUCAUCAAAUGGAGGAGAAGCAGUUUCUUUGCGAACGCAGAUGCUGGACUUACGAAAGUUCAUCCUCUCCAUACAUAUCAGGUGAUUUUAGCAGUGCUGACAUCGAUACCGAUCACUUCUCUAAGGGAACUUAUAACUUCUCUUUCCAAUACUUUGUUGAUAGCAGCCUUCCGGAGUCCAUAAAAAAUGUCUUUGGGUCAAUCUACUAUGUUCUUCAUGCCAAAGUAAUAUUUCCUAAAAGGAAGUAUCAUCCUCGCCAUAGAACGAAGGAAGCAACGUUACCUAUGGAAUUUAUUCAGUGUGCUUUAGAUCCUGUGAGGAGAAAUUCGAGAGGUGCUUUAAGUAGUGAGUUUGUCUCUACUGCAAAUUGGAGAAAUUUACUCCUUUACAAGGUUUCUGUUUCUUACCCCAGACCAUUGGCCAUAGAAAGCCAUAUAAGCGUCUCUAUUAAAGUUCUCCCGAUCAUUAGAAGGUGCUAUAAAAUACGAAGCAUUCGUGUUUCUUUAGUUCAGACUAUGGAAUACAACGUUGACAGCAAAAACAACCAAUAUUUCAACGACCUCGUACAAACCGAGGAGAUACCUCUACAAAUAAUUAACAUCAUGGAUAAUCAAGAUCCAUCCACCCUGACGCCUUAUGUGAAGCAGUUGGAUGUUCCAUUAGAAAAAGUGUACAUUAGAAAUACUGAUGAGGACAGAUUCGUGGUUUGUCCUUCAACAAAUUCCGUGGAAAGCGAGCUUUGCCAUUUCAAAGUAGGCCACAAGAUUAAUGUUGAGAUAACUGUUCAGGAGGUUCCCAUGCCUUGGGAUUACGAAAAGAACGUCCAUCAAAAUGAUGCUGAAGAGGCAGAAGUAUCAUCUGUUGCUAAAUCAAGACGACAUCUAACUGCAGAACAAGAAGAAGAUGAAUCCCUUCGAGCCACAGCCAAAAUUAUAGAGGAAGGUAAUAUUGAAAGCCUGCGAUAUAGAAAAGUGCAGCUUCAAAUGAGUGCGGAUGUUCAGAUUCUCAAGUCUGAAAGUAAGGAUGGUAAUAUGCCACCACCCGCUUACUCCAAAUCCGGUGCUGAUGAGGCUGAAAUAGAGACUACUAAAGGAUAUGCAAUGCCCCCCGCUUACGAAGAAGCUUUAGAACAAGUCGCCAUGCUCGUCAUGCCCCCUGUAUACUCAUAA
Messenger RNA from Brettanomyces nanus, 1680 nucleotides. RefSeq lists its product as uncharacterized. The coding region runs from base 1 to 1680 and encodes 559 amino acids. The record is from RefSeq and is a predicted model, not a curated record. The transcript has a single exon. NCBI's taxonomy places the organism in Eukaryota, Fungi, Ascomycota, Pichiomycetes, Pichiales, Pichiaceae.